AUGACAGCAUUUGAUAGAUUGAGUAAUCUCAGCAGUGUUUUAUCGCCACCAAAGACAUGCUCAGCUGUUUCUCCUGAAGAUAUCCCCGUGAGACCAUUUAAAACCACUGUGGUUGGUUCCGGUAACUGGGGAAGCACCAUUGCCAAAGUGGUUGCUGAAAACUGCAUAGAGAGACCCCAGGAAUUCGACCAAAAGGUGAAAAUGUGGGUCUUUGAGGAGAAGGUGAAGGGCCAAAAUCUUACUGAGAUCAUCAACACAAAGCACGAGAAUGUUAAAUACCUUCCUGGAAUCAUGCUUCCUCCCAAUGUUGUUGCAGUCCCAGAUGUGGUGGAGGCCUGCAAAGAUUCAGAUUUGAUCAUCUUCAACAUUCCACACCAGUUUUUGGGCAACAUCCUACGUCAAUUGAAGGGGAGAGUGAACAAAGGGGCACGUGCAAUCUCUUGUUUGAAAGGAUUGAAUGUUAGCAAGGAUGGUUGCGACAUUCUUCCUGGUGUAAUUACCAAAGAGCUCGGAAUUGCUUGUGGUGCACUUUCCGGAGCCAACUUGGCACCAGAAGUGGCCGAAUGCAAGUGGUCCGAGACCACUGUUGCAUACACUUUGCCGGAUGAUUACCGGGGAAAGGGUAAAGAUAUCGACAAAGCAGUGUUGAAGCAUCUUUUCCAUAGACCAUACUUUCAUGUGCACGUGAUCGAUGAUGUGAGCGGAGUCUCUCUUGCCGGAGCCUUGAAGAACGUUGUGGCAAUGGCUGCUGGCUUUGUUGAUGGUCUGGGAUGGGGAAAUAAUGCGAAAUCGGCCGUGAUGCGUCUUGGACUUAGAGAAAUGAUCCAUUUUGCAAAGCUCUACUUCCCAUCAUGUGAAGAAAGAACAUUUACAGAGGAGUCGGCCGGUGUUGCUGAUCUCAUUACAACGUGUUUUGGUGGUCGUAAUGUGCGGGUUGGAAGAUAUAUGGCCCAACAUAAAGUUUCUGCACAUGAAGCUGAAAAGCAACUCUUGAACGGACAAUCCUGUCAGGGUAUAUACACCACGAAGGAGGUGUAUGAGUUCUUGUCGUACAGAAAUGCCAUCGAUGAUUUCCCACUCUUCCAUGUUACGUAUGACAUUAUAUACAACAAUUUCCCUAUGGAGAAGCUUCCAGAAAGAGUGGAAAGAACUGAUGAGAAGUACUGA
Brettanomyces bruxellensis is the source of this 1167-nucleotide messenger RNA. RefSeq lists its product as uncharacterized. Gene Ontology annotation, molecular function: protein homodimerization activity; NAD binding; glycerol-3-phosphate dehydrogenase [NAD(P)+] activity. Gene Ontology annotation, cellular component: cytosol; glycerol-3-phosphate dehydrogenase (FAD) complex; nucleus. Lineage: Eukaryota; Fungi; Ascomycota; Pichiomycetes; Pichiales; Pichiaceae. The record is from RefSeq and is a predicted model, not a curated record. The coding region runs from base 1 to 1167 and encodes 388 amino acids. Gene Ontology annotation, biological process: glycerol-3-phosphate catabolic process; carbohydrate metabolic process. The transcript has a single exon.